Molecule: messenger RNA, 2798 nt
Organism: Trichoplusia ni (cabbage looper)
Lineage: Eukaryota; Metazoa; Arthropoda; Insecta; Lepidoptera; Noctuidae
Exons: 3
Coding region: 450-2783 (777 amino acids)
Molecular function (GO): zinc ion binding
Source: RefSeq, a predicted model, not a curated record
AGGAACUCGUUAUGACAAAGAUGGUCACCCAUCUACGGACCAACCGCGUCAAGCGCAGCUUAAUCUAUGUCCGAUUCACUUAAGCGGUUAUAGCUUAGCUACGAGCUAUUCCCAAUUAAGAUGUCAUUAAAGGAAAUAAUUUGAAAAUUGAAUUCCCGAUUGAAAAAAUCGAUUUCAAUGCGUAUUUCACAUGGAUUACUCUAAUAAAUGGCAAAUGUCUAUGUCAACCUCUGACAAUUGUUACCGUUUUUGAUUAGUGUCAUUCGCUUUUCGUAUCUUUGCGCUAGUGAAUGUGCUUUUCAAUUUCUCGACGUUUAUUUCGAUCUGGACUCCGAAACUGUUUGCUUUCUUCCUGACCCUCGCUUGCAUAUUGGACACUGUAACCUGCUUUCCUGCUGACCUUUGCCGGAAAACCGAUCCGGGUAUCGCUCUUCUGACCAUUGGUUAUCAUGAGCUUGUGCAUUAAUUGUGGAAUUGCAACGGACCGCUGCAACACAAUAGGAAGGCGAAGAUUGGAAGAUGAAGUGAUUAUUUCACUUGUACAGGAAUGGGUCGCGCCUCAAUCGGUAAAUGAAAAUGACUUUAUCUGUCAAGUUUGCUGGAAUCAUGCCAAUACUGUAUCUCUUGAUGGAAAUAGACCAGAAGAGAGUGAACAGGUGCCUAUAGGACAUCGGCGUGUGUGUAUUCACUGUGGACGUUCUCUUCUGAGAAGAAUUCGCUGCCAUCAACUUAGAACUGGUACAAUUCAAGAACGCAGAAUACACAAAGUUAUAAGAGAAUGGAUCUUACCACGCACGGUGGGUGCUUCAAGUGUUGUCUGUCACUCUUGUUGGGUGCGAGCGAAUAGAGCAUCCCGGCAUUUUCAAUCAGGCCCCUCAACAUCUGCUGCAACUUCAUCAGCGGUCAAUGUGCCAAAUACUCAGGACAUUCCUCAUGUAGAAGAACCCCCAAUAAGGCAAGAAACUUAUUCUGCACCAAGGGCGCCUACCGUUGGAACUUUUAUUGUUUUACCAGAUUAUUAUAGAGCUGUUGAAACUGAAAAUAGAUGUUUUGUGGAAGGAUGUCGGAGACGUGAAAGAAACCGAAUAACAAACACAAUGCGAAAACAGUUACUUAAAAUGUAUAAUUAUUAUGUACCUGCAAAUAAUCGCCUGUGUGAUAUCCACCUAACAUGCACAUCUUGGGAUUUUCUCAAUGAUAUCAGUGAUAACAUCAUAAACACAUUUAGUGCACACCAAAUUAAAGACAUGUUUUCAUUGAAAGAGGCCGACUGUAAUAUUUUGGACUUCGAAAAUAUUGAGUGUAUGGAAGAUCAUAUUUUCUACCACUGGGUUGGUUUUAACAAAGAUCAAUUCAGACAGAUACUGAAUGAAGUGCCUCAGUUUCUGAACCUUAAAAAUGGAUCUUUAAUAUUAGCUGCUUAUUUAAUUAAACUAAGGACUGGGGACUCAGAUGAUCGACUGUCAACACUUCUGCAAAUACCUAAAACUACUUUAGUUACUCAACUGGGUAAAGCUAGAAGUCUGUUGUACGACUAUUUUGUGCCCCAUCACUUGGGACUUAAUCACAUUAAUAAGCAGCAAAUUAUCGAAAGGAAUCUUCUCAUACCAAAUGAACUGUUUGGUUGGCAUAACAGUGAAGUAAAACCCAUUGUUGUAUUAGAUGGUACAUAUGUUUAUGUGCAGAAAAGCUCAAAUUAUAAGUACCAAAAAAAGACUUACAGUUUGCACAAGUAUCAAAAUCUUGUUAAACCAUUUUUGAUUGUUUGCACAGACGGAUACAUAAUUGAUGUUUGGGGUCCCUAUCCAGCGACGACUUCUGACGCUGAAAUAAUUAAAAAAGAAUUUGGAAACGAAUCUCUUCUAAGGCAAUACUUUGAAUCUGGAGAUGCAUUUAUAUUGGAUAGGGGCUUCCGGGAUGCCUUGCCCUUACUCAAUGAUUGUGGCUAUAGGACAUAUGUACCAUCUUCUUUGCAACAGGGUGAAUCUCAAUUGUCAACCCUUGAAGCCAAUAAAUCGAGAACAGUGACAAUAUGUAGAUGGAUUGUAGAAGUAGUCAAUGGUAGGUUCAAGCGAGAUUUUAAGAUAUUUCGACAAGAUUUUUUUAAUAGAGCUUCAAAAAAUGUAAUGGUACACUUUGAAGUGGCUGCCGCUUUAAUAAAUGCUUUCCACCCUCCUAUCGCAAACCGUAGUGAUGCUCAAGAUAUUCUUCAAAAAAUCAAUCAGUAUAUAAAUGUGGAAAAUCAAUUAAGUAACUAUGUGAUUAACAACAAUAUAAAUCGACGUAGAGCUCAGUUCCAAGCAAUAGAUGUCGAAAGACAUAAUGUUAGCGAGUUUCCCGUAUUAACAUACAGCGAACUUAUUCUUGUCUCCUUGGGCACAUACCAAAUUAAACAGGCCCGCUCUUACUAUGGCGAACACGUUAGAGAAAAUGGCUCAUUUGUUAUAGAAGUAUGUAGAGAAGUAACCGGUGACCUACAGCAAGAACUGGCAACAUCAGUCUCAACCUGGAUGUUAAGAGGAAGAAUAAAAUCCAGACAUAUUAGUAAUAGAAUGUAUUACGUUUAUAUAUUAGUUGACAGCUCUUUAAGUGGAAGGGAUGCUAUAAUCCAAUAUUACUGCACCUGUAUCGUUGGCAAAAGAACGGUUGGGUGCUGUGCCCACACCAUGAGCAUAAUAUGGUACCUUGGUUGGGCACGGCAUCAGGGUAGUCAAUUACCUCCUGCACAAUUAUUAGAUAAUGUAUUAUUAUAUUAUGAUAACCCCAACGAAGAUGUUGAAUAAAACCCUAUCUCAAAA